AUGUUGUUGCCAGUUCCAACUUUAAUAAUUUUCUUCGCUUCGUUUGGAGUCUUCUCCGCUGAAGAUUCCGCGUUGAAUUUAGAAGGAGUUGAUCCAAAUUCGCUGUCGUGUGAUCCGGCUGGGCAUAUAUUUCUUCUUCUCCCACAUUUCACGAGCUGUCACAAAUUCUACAUGUGCGCGCACGGAAAUGAAGUGGAGUUUACCUGUCCAGGUGACUUGAUGUUCAACUUUGUAAAACAGGUGUGCGACUGGCCUCGAGAUACAGAGUGCAUUCUCCGCUCGGAACCAGAUGACAUAGAUGGUUCUGGAGACGAAGAGUUUGCACAGCUCAUGGGUGAAGUAUCAGAAGGAGCAGAGACCAUCCUGACAGCCGACCGCGUCGCCAACAGCGUACGGCCACAGAGCAUAGAGGCGCCGGCCAGAACACUUAAUUUCAACACCCCACUGAACUGUCUUAGAGCAGACUCUGCUUCCAAACACGUUGCCUACAGAGGAGAUUGUCAACGUUACUGGCGUUGUAUCAACGGUUUGCCUCAAUCGGCAUAUUGUACUGAUGGACUUUAUUUCAACGAACGGACAGAACAAUGCGAUUUCGAAGCUAACGUCAAAUGUACGGUGGAACAGGAGGACGAAUUGGCCAGCGAGUUUAUUUUAUAUAAA
Messenger RNA from Brenthis ino (lesser marbled fritillary), 660 nucleotides. NCBI's taxonomy places the organism in Eukaryota, Metazoa, Arthropoda, Insecta, Lepidoptera, Nymphalidae. The record is from the annotation of a GenBank genome assembly.